AUGGCGCCAAGGGAAGGAGCGCACCGAUCUAGUCGACGUCGGCACACGGAAGGAGCGGGCGAAUCAUCGAAAAGGCAUCAUCAACACAGAAAAAAAAGAUCACCUACGAAGAGGCACGAAGCGACAUCGAAUUCCGAAGAAAGCCGAGAAGAGAGACGACAUCGACGACCAUCCUCAUCGCAGAAUCUGUCGUCUGGAGCCCUAGCACAAUUGAAUAGAGAAAAUGAUCGACGGAAGCGCAAGGCAGAGAAGGACCGGCGGAGACACCACAGAGGCGAGUACCAAGAGGUGGACACGACGCCGCGAUCGACGCCGCAAAAACCGCGUAAACACCACAAGAGCAAGAAGCGGAGGGUCGUGAGCGGCGCCAUCAUGGAGGAAGGACGAGCGGGAAGGUCUGGUUUAAGGGGCGGCGGCAGCUGGGGGGAGGAUGAAUUUGAAAAAGGGGAGCUGUAUCGCCGCCACAAGAAGAAGAAGCCCAGAAAAAAGCUUUGGAUGAUCCUUGGAAUCGCCAGCGUCGUGGUAGUCAUCAUCAUUGUUGUUGUGGCUGUCGUCGUCAGCAAAAAGAACGGUGGCGACAGUGGCUCAUCGUCACAAUCCUCUUCGCUCGACGGAAAGGAUCCGAAUGAAGUUCCUGCCCAAUGGAAAAAUACAUAUCUCGACCCUUGGAGUUGGAAGACCACUACAGACUUCAACGUUACGUUUACGGAUCAAAUGGUUGGCGGACUGCCCGUGAUGGGCUUAUUUUCGGAGUGGGACGACUCGGCGAAAGCAAACGACAAGGUGCCGGCUUUGAAUGAAGAUUGGGGUUCCUAUGGAAGCCGACCUGCUCGUGGAGUGAACCUAGGGGGUUGGUUGUCGUUGGAGCCGUUCAUCACACCAUCCCUCUUCAACUACGAUCUCAAAAUGGGAAUCAUUGACGAAUGGACACUCUGCCAGCACCUCGGGGCGUCCGCUGCAAGCACUUUGGAAAACCACUAUGCCUCGUUUGUUACAGAGGACACAUUCAAAGCCAUCGCCGCAGCAGGGCUCGACCACGUACGUAUUCCCUUUUCGUACUGGGCAGUCGAGGUGUACGACGGAGACCCUUUUGUAUUUCGAACAUCAUGGCGGUAUCUCUUGCGAGCAAUCGAGUGGGCACGAAAGUACGGUCUCCGUAUCAAUCUAGAUCUUCACGGGCUGCCGGGUAGUCAAAACGGUUGGAAUCACAGCGGAAGAUGGGGUCCUAUAGGGUGGCUCAACGGCACCAAUGGACAACUCAACGGCAAGAGGUCGUUGGACGUCCACGACAAGCUGAGCCAGUUCUUCGCACAAGACCGGUACAAAAACAUCCUCACACACUAUGGGCUGGCCAACGAACCGCGAAUGACAUUUUUGCAGACGGCCGAGGUGAUCCAGUGGACGGAAGAUGCGUACAAGACUGUGCGAAAGAACGGAGUCAAGGCACUGGUCAUCUUUGGCGACGGCUUCAUGGGUCUCGAUAACUGGAAGGGGCUGAUGGCGGGCUACGACGACAUGGUGCUGGAUGUCCACCAGUAUGUGAUUUUCAACGAAGAACAAAUCGUCUAUUCGCACCAAAAGAAGAUUCAAUAUGCCUGCGACGGAUGGACUCAACAAGCGCAGCAAAGCAUGAACACGCAGACAGGCUACGGGCCAACCAUUUUUGCAGAAUGGUCGCAGGCCGACACGGACUGUGCCAAGCACUUGACCAACGUGGGCUGGGGCAAUCGCUGGGAGGGUACUCUGAACACGGGGGACCCGAAAACGUCGGUCCUCACGCCGCGGUGCCCGACAAAAGACAGCAGCUGUUCGUGCGCGCAGGCCAACGCAGACCCGAGCAAGUACAGCGGGCAGUACAAGAAGUUUCUCCAGAUGUUUGCAGAGGCACAGAUGCACAGCUUUGAGAAGGGCUGGGGCUGGUGGUACUGGACGUGGAAGACGGAGAGCGCGCCGCUGUGGAGUUACGAGGCGGCUCUCAAGGCGGGAAUCAUGCCAACCAAGGCGUAUAGUCGCGACUUUAACUGCGACACGGAUGUUCCUGAUUUCUCCAAGAGCGGGCUGGCGGAGAACUAUUAG
Molecule: messenger RNA, 2076 nt
Organism: Metarhizium brunneum ARSEF 3297
Lineage: Eukaryota; Fungi; Ascomycota; Sordariomycetes; Hypocreales; Clavicipitaceae
Biological process (GO): glucan catabolic process
Cellular component (GO): cell surface; extracellular region
Molecular function (GO): beta-glucosidase activity
Source: RefSeq, a predicted model, not a curated record